AUGGGGCGGGGAGGGGGCCGGGCGCCCCUCGCGCGGAGCGGGGCUCCCUCGCCGACUCACAGUGCCAUGGACCCAGUCGCCCGGGCUCACGUGCCCACGUCCCCGGAAGGCAACGGCGGCGGCGGUGGCGGCGGAGCCCCUCCCCCGCGGCGGGCUCGGAUAGAAGGGAGUCCCCCAGUCUCCCCCAGUGGCUUAGCCUCCUCGCUGUCACCCAGCCAGUCCUCUCUACUCGGCGCCCCCGCCCCCAAAUCCGUCCUUUCUGCAUCCGCCGCCCCCUCCGACCCGCUCCCCUCCCCCGAUUGGCUCCCGCCCCCCACCCGUCUCCGCCGCAGCCCCCCCUCCCAUACCUGGUUCUGGGGGCGCCAGGAGCUGAAGGGUGGGGAUCAGAGCCUCGAGACCGCCUGGUCUCCGGCAGAUGACAGAUCCGAGGCCAGCGAUAUCGGCCGCCUCACGCCUCUCGGUCCCCGCCGCGUCCCCGCCCGCCCCGCCGCGGUGCCGCUCCGAGGAGGAUGCUCUGAGAGUCAGGGCGGCUGCUCCCGCCGCCGCAUCCCUGCAACACCGACUGACGGCAGCAUCAGCACCAGGGCCCGCCCCCCAGGCACGCGCAUUGGACCACGCAGCGCUGACGGACAAGCUGUGCGGCCAAUGCGAAGGUGCAGAAGCCGCCAGUCCCGCGGCUCCACUGGCCCACCUCCUCCCCCGCGCGGACCCAGGCGUCCCGGCCCCAGGGCAUCCGAGCCCUUCCGCGCCUCUCAGGACUUUAGCCUAGACGUCCAGGUCUCCUAA
Messenger RNA from Peromyscus californicus insignis, 786 nucleotides. RefSeq names its product basic salivary proline-rich protein 3-like. The transcript has 2 exons. The record is from RefSeq and is a predicted model, not a curated record. Lineage: Eukaryota; Metazoa; Chordata; Mammalia; Rodentia; Cricetidae. Bases 1 to 786 code for a protein of 261 amino acids.